Messenger RNA from Cajanus cajan (pigeon pea), 708 nucleotides. RefSeq lists its product as uncharacterized. NCBI's taxonomy places the organism in Eukaryota, Viridiplantae, Streptophyta, Magnoliopsida, Fabales, Fabaceae. The record is from RefSeq and is a predicted model, not a curated record.
GAUUGAGUAUUGACGAAGCCCGAGAGAGAGCAGCAUAAGGCAGUUAGACAGUGUCGCAGCGGAUCUCAUCUCCAACGAAACGAAACCUUGGUUCCCCUUUCUCUGUCCUCACUCGUGUGCGUGCGUCCCGAGGAGAGUGAGCGAGCGAGCGAGCGAGUAGGGUUUCAAAUUCAAUCGGAACAAAUCCAAAUCGGAAUCGGAAAAAAUGGGAGGAGGCGGCGGCGAUCACGGCCACGGCAACGGACACGGAGAUUUCAGGAACAAGGUAUGGAGCAUGACCGGUGGCCCUCAUUGUCGUCCCAAGCACUGGAAGCGCAACACUGCCAUUGCCAUGUUCGGCGUUGUUCUCGUCUGCAUCCCCAUCGCCAUGAAAUCCGCUGAACUCGAGCAACGACCACAUCACCCUGUUCGCCCCAUCCCUUCUCAAAUCUGGUGCAAGAACUUUGGAACUAAAGACUAUGAAUAAUCCAGGAUCAUCAGUUGCAUCACUGGUUUGGGUGUUCACAUCUUUUCAAACAAAAUUUAUUUGUUAAGUGGAGUACGAGCAGCUUUAAAGAGUUGCUGUUGUUAAUGUUAUGCAGGACUUGGAUAUAGGAUCAUUUAGUGACAUCCUUUUUUUCUUUUUUGCUACAUUUGAUGGACAUCCAUUUUAGAAAUGAUGAAAUUAAAUAAGUGCCUAUUUGUGGAAUUUUUAUCUGAAGGCUUGUU